Molecule: messenger RNA, 2943 nt
Organism: Mugil cephalus (flathead mullet)
Lineage: Eukaryota; Metazoa; Chordata; Actinopteri; Mugiliformes; Mugilidae
Gene: sytl4
Product: synaptotagmin-like 4
Exons: 17
Coding region: 116-2326 (736 amino acids)
Biological process (GO): exocytosis; intracellular protein transport
Cellular component (GO): plasma membrane; exocytic vesicle
Molecular function (GO): small GTPase binding; neurexin family protein binding
Source: RefSeq, a predicted model, not a curated record
CUGCAAACUUUCCUUAUCUUCCGGUUCUUGGGACUCCUGUAGCGCGCAUAGUCAACAGCUCAGCAGACGGGAGGACAGAAGAAGAAAAGGAGGAGGAGGUGGAGGACGUGCGGUUAUGGUCGAAGGAGAAGAAGAAGAAGAAGAAGCAGUAGAAGAGGACUCUCGAUGUGACAGCGACGGGGCCAAGCCAGUUUACCCGCACUUAGUGUUUUUUGUUGAAGACACAAUGCCAGAAGCGACAGACAUGAUCAACCUGGGAUUCCUGUCCGACGCUGAGCGGGAGCUGAUCCUGGAGGUUCUGCGUCGGGACGAGCAGCUGAGAGUAGCUGAGGAGCAGCGAGUGCGGAAGCUUAAGACUGAGUUGCUGGAUGUCAAGAGAAAAGGAGCCAAACGUGGCAGUAGAAAAUACAGCCAGCGUAUUUGUGGCCGAUGCCUUGAGCCUCUGGGUCGAAUGAUAGUUUUUUCUGCGCAGUGUAAGAUGUGCAAUCACGAAGUGUGCCGCAACUGCCGUUCAGUUCUGCCCAAUGGAUCCUGGUUGUGCAACGUGUGUGCCAAGGAAUCGGAUCUGAAGAAAAGGACAGGUGACUGGUUCUACGAUCAAAGGGUCAACCGUUUCUCUGCAGCGCCUGGACAUGACCUAGUGAGGGUCUCCCUGAAAAAGAAGCCGUUGUCAAAGAAACGGGAGACAACAGGAGAAAAGCUCCUGAAAACUACUGAAGUGAAUGCUCCUAAUCCUGUGCCUCUGCCCCGGCAGAAAAACAACAAAGGCCAUUCAAACGAUAAUUCAGGCUCAAUUGCUUCAAGGGAAUCUCGUGAAUCAAAGGACGAGGUCUGGACGAAGCCAUCUCGUAGUGACACAGAGUCUGCAGAAAAUGCCAGCAUAUCUAGUAGCAAAACUGAGACAGAGUCCGGCCGUGUCACUCCUGAGCAACCCAGUGAUGAGAAACCAGCUAGGUCCAGCCCGGCAGGAUCCAGUGUUUCCAGUGUGACCGUCCCAGUUAAAGCAGAAGUUGUCAACAAAGAAGUUAACAAUGACCCGGAAGUGAAACAUGUCAGUCCGAGUCCAGAGCUGGAAGUUGACAGUCUCUUCAAGAAGAGCGUCAAGCGUACAAUAAGACCUACAGAGUAUGCAUCAACAUUGGACCUACGUGACGGACGUGACACAUCAGAGGCCUCAAUGGGCAACAGGAGCUAUUCUGUGCCAGGCUUAGAUGCACAAGAAGAUGAAGAGGAGGACGAAGAUAUCGACAGACUGGUUAGCUUUCAUAAAAGGACGAUAGCUUCGAGUACCUGCAGCCUUCAAAGCUCAAAGAGCACACUGGGGAGCAUGAUGAGUAUUUACAGUGAAGCAGGAGACUUUGACACUGUGGAGGUGAAAGGAGAUCUCGUCUUCUCUAUGAGCUAUGACGAACCCACCCAGAGCCUCCAUGUCUUCAUCAAGGAGUGUCACGAGCUGGCCUAUGGCAACGCCUCGCGGAAGCUUUCCAACCCUUAUGUCAAAUGUUAUCUACUCCCUGACAAAUCUCGCCAAAGCAAAAGGAAGACCAGCAUCAAGAGAAACACCAUCAACCCCAUCUAUAAAGAAACAUUAAAGUACUCCAUCAGCCGUUCUCAGCUGUUCACCCGCUCCAUGUUGAUGUCAGUCUGGCAUUAUGAUCGUCUUGGUCGCAAUGCCUUCCUUGGAGAGGUGGAGAUCCCUCUGGACUGCAGAGAUCUUGACUCUGACUACGAGGACUGUGUGGCUCUCAAGGCGAAGGCAGCCUCUGUUGUGUCGACGUCAGCUUUUGCUCAGUACAAGGGAGAGCUGGUGAUUUCACUGAAGUAUGUCACACCCAAAACGCCAACAGCUGUGAAAACCAAAGGCAAAAAAGCAGUUUCUGAGGGAGGAGAGCUGCAUGUCCUGAUUAAGGAGUCAAAGAAUCUGAUGGCAAUGAAACCAGGAGGCACAUCAGAUAGCUUUGUGAAAGGGUACUUGUUUCCAACUAAGGCAAAAACCUCCAAGAGGAAGACUCCAGUUGUGAAGAAGAACCUGAAUCCCCACUAUGAUCACACGUUUGUGUACAAGGACCUGACUUUGGAGCAGCUGAAGGGGAUGUGCCUGGAGCUGACUGUGUGGGACAAAGAAGCCAUGUUGAGCAAUGAGUUCCUGGGAGGAGUCCGCCUCAGCCAUGGAAAAGGCACUGUGAAAACAGGAAAAGAGGAAGUGGAACUGGACUCAGUCGGAGAGGAGGUCAGUCUGUGGCAGAAAAUGAUGCAGUACCCCGACUCGUGGGCAGAGGGCACUCUUCUACUGCGCUCGACCAUGGGGAAGGCAAAGGGCAAAUGAGGACAACACAGGCCCGGACUUUCAAAAAUAAUCCAUACUGAAAUGAGAGAAGCUGAGCCCUCUGUUUUGUUUGUCAGACCAGAAGCUUGUCUACUGAAGUGAGUAGUCACACGGGUCGUUGGCCUCCUGAAUGCUACACAUCUGCUCACACCUGCCUCCCUUUAUGGGGUUCAUUUUUAGUAACCCCUCCCCCCCGACUACAGACUGGUUACUGUUCAAAACGUGCCAAAGCUUCACAACACUAAAUUUAUUUUAAGAGCAUUACACAGUCACUUUAUGUUUUUCAAAAUUCAGGUUGUGUAUAUAUUACAAAUCCAAAAACACACACAGCACUUAGUACAGAAACAGCGUCUUAAAGUUUCACCCAUUUCAUUGUAAUUGUGUACGAACUUACAUCGAUACGCGAUAAAAUGAAAUGCAUCCACACAGCUAAGCUUAGUAUAAUCCGAGACAUUGUAUUUCACAUUAAUAACAUCAUAUAAAAAUAAUAUUUAUAUAAAUUGCAAUAAAAACCUUUAUUUUAAAUAAUGAGUCUAUUUUUAAUGUAUUUUAACUUGUGAUCAGCAUUUAAAUGGUUACAUAUUGUGUUCACCAAAUAAAAACGAACUUAACCCUGA